UGAACUAACUAAAACUCGAAAGCUCACUUGUAUUAAUUAACCAAUCUGAUUACAAGGAAUUUCCCGAUCGGUAUGUCGGAAACUAUGCUUUAAUACAAGAAAUAAGAGCAAAUGAUGCUAUUCUAGAGCUUGAGUAUUGAAAUGCUAACCCUUACAAUGACUUGAAACCUUCUAUUUAUACUAAUGGAGAGCAUGGGCUGCCUCUUGCUGAUUGGCCGUUGUUCCACCGACUUGGUCAUCCAUGCUUCCACUUGCUGAUGUCAUAGUCUGACAUUAAUUGCACCUGGCCACUUGCUGGUUGGCCGUUGCUCGAACGGGAUGUUGGGCUGUACUGAAGAUGCUGUCAAAUUGGCCCAAGUAUGAUAUAUAGCCCGAACCUCGUUCGGUAUGUCUUCUUACUGGGCCAAUCUUUAUUUAGGCCGAACUCCGUUCGGUAUGUCUUCUUACUGGAUCUAAUCAUCAUAGAGUGAUGGGCCCGUUGCUUGGGCCGGAUAUCUUGGGCCUUCUCGAUCUGGGUAUUGGGCCUCUAGGUCAAUAUCCCAACACAAGUCCCCCACUUCCGAUGUCUCGAACGAAGUGAGUGCAUUAGGAAGUAUAUCAAUGUUAUAAUACCCCGAAUGGCGAUCGUGGUACAAAAGUAAUCAGUUCCCCAUUCCGCGAUUCGACGGCUGCCGCUUCAUUUCCCCAUAUUCAUCAUGAUAAUCGUCGUUUAGUCUUUUCAUUAGACACGUGUUUAGCUUAAAUGCUCCUAGUGACGUGUCGCUCUCUGAUUGGUUCUCGACACGGCGGUUUCAAGGCUAUAAAUUAGCCUUUAACUUCUCAAUUCCGGGUUUCGAUUCUGCAAUUCCUUGGCCUUCGUUGUUUCCUCUGCAAUUUUCUCCCUCCUUCCUUUGCUCAGGUAAUUUCCCAACUCCGGAUUCCCUAUCUUCAUUUCUGGCUUCGACCGAGAUGAGCCCCAAAGAGCAUUCCUCUGAUUCGGAGAUGGCCUCUCAUGGAGAUGACCGCGACGCCGCCAUUGUGGAUGUCAUCACAGUUCCGUUUGCCGGUGUUUCUACUGAAACGGCGACGAAUACCAGGGCUGAGGCGAAGGACCUCCCUAGCACCUCUUCUUCCUCCAGUGAGGAUUCCGACGACACCAAAUCCGAGGACGAAAUAGCCCCCAUGGCGGCCGGUCGUCCCAACGAUGUUCCUCGCCAUACCCUUGACCUAAAAUUGAUUAGGGAGAGGCGGCAAAAAUUGACCUCUCAUAAUAGGGCCGAAAUUCCGGCCCUUAUCCCUGACCCGGUGGAUUUCCGUUUGCAAGCUGGGCUUCACCCAAUGCGUCAUAGGCCCGGAAUGACCAUAGUCCAUUUUGACUCAAUUAGGGCCGGCCUUAGGUUUCCACUACACCCCUUUUUCAUUUCUUUCUUCAAUUUCUACGAAGUUGUACCGGCCCAUAUUAUGCCGAACUCCUAUCGGGCAAUGGCGGGUUUUAUUUGUCGUUGCAAAGAUGCCGGCGCCCGACCAACCCUAGAACUCUUCCAUUAAUUCUUCAAAGUAGCCCCCCAACAAACCCACGGCUAUCUGGCCACUAGUGCCCGAACGGGACACAUCCUGUUCAAGGGAAACCCAACUUCAAUCAAAGGGUGGAAAGACCGGUUUUUCUUCGUGUCUGUCCCGGACGGUCUAAUUCCCCGCAAAUGGAAUGCCUUCCCCCGCAAGACUCCUGAUCCUGUCCUCACUGAAGAAAUUUACAAGGGCGUGCUUGCUGUGGAGAAGGAUAAAUGCAUGGACAUCAUGAGUUAUCUGACUCCCGAACGACUUAUUACCGGGAUAGGUACUGCCCGUUCUCUUGGGUUUACUUGUUUUGAGAAACCAAGUGCCAUGGUCCGGGCGGUCCUUCCCGUGCGAGAAACGUUCUUUUAUUCCUUUUUCUAGUUUCUCACACGCUAAGGCCGCUCGAUACUAACAUUCUCCUUUGUCUUUUUUCAGCACCAAACCCAGAUCUACCUAUGGAUGACAGCAGAGUUAUCGCAGCCGGUGGGGCCGGUAAGCGGAAAAAAUCCAGGAAGAACCCCCAACCUACUCCCACCAUUAUUCAUGCUCAGGAUGCUGCCCCUUCUCAACCGCUUCCAGAGCCUCAGCCAAUACAGCAGGUCCAUCAGGACCAAUUUGAGGCCAUGCUGGUCGACGACCGGUUCGGCUCUGACCAACUGCACCAAUUUUCUCAGCAUUUCGACUCCGUUCGGGGGGAACCCUCGAAUGCUGGUGAGACCCAUACCGACCAUAUUACGGGUCAGGUCGAGCGGAUCUCCCUAUCCGACCCUGUCCAUGAGGUAUUAGAGAGGGCCGGCUCUACCGCGAGCCAGAUCUGGUCGACCUCCUCUUGGUUCAACAACUUUUCCCUUCCUCAGUUGCCGGUCGAGCAAUCUGAGGAAUGUCUGGCCUUGACCGCUCUGAAGGUACAUCAUCUUUUGCGCUUUGUUUUUUUUAUUCUCUGUAAUCAGUAUUAACUCUCGAACGGUAAUCUGUAGAUGGGUUUGUACACCCUUCAGAUGCGGGAAGCCCGUCUGGCCAAGGAGCGGGAACUGAUUGUCGCCCAAUCUUCUGCUGAGCAAAAUGCUGCUGCAGCCAUCUCUUCUCUGGAGGCCGAACGGAGGGCCUUUGCGGAGGAGAAGCAGAGGCUGGAUGCUGAGCUUGGUACCCUUCGGGUCCAACUUGCAGCUUCCCAGGCCAAGGUCCUUGCCGCUGAGGCCGCACAGGUUAAAUUUGAAGAAAUGCCAUCCAGCAUCCCGGACGGUCCUUAUGAAGUGAACGUGGAUCUGUCCGCCGUCCGGGAAACAUUGAAAUCCUCUGAUGAAUUCUCCAUGAUCAAGGAUGAUCAUGCAAGGGCCCAAAUCCCGUUCGCCUUUGGGGCGUACUUGAAGGGUUUCCCCAAGGGUGCUGAUCGGCUAUCGGCAGGGGUGGCCCUCUUGGACAAGGACCUUGAGGCCAAAAAAUGGAACGACUCAAUUGUUUCAGACCUCUAUGGCAAAAUUGGCCAGGUCUUGUUGCGUCCCUUCGUUGCUCAGCUUCAAAAUCAUCUGGGGAGGCCGGUUCAGGCUUCUGAUCUCCCCACGGAUGACAUUAUCCAGACUCAGUUCGAGAAAUUCCUGCGAGCUCAGCAAAGGGAAACCGAUCGGGCUGCUGGGAGAGAGCUUGAGCCCCUGUCUGAUGAUGAUGAAGACGAGGACGAAGAGGGGGAUGAAAUGGCCCCUAGCCAAUAAUUUAUAUGUACUUUUUCAUUACUUGUUGUAAUUCUCUUUUCUCUAAGUAGCUUGUACUUCCCGGUCAGUAGAACCGAUGAAUAUAUAUCCCUUUUUUGCCUGAAGCUUUGUGUACUGUUUUUUCUGUCUUUAAUGCAUGAUUUACUCGUCAUUCGGGAUUCGGCCCGUUUUGUAGGACUUUAUUUCUUGCUCAAAUACUCGUAAUGCCGUUGAUCGCCGUUCGGGUAUUAGAAAGGUUCUGAUAAUUUAUUAAGGGAAAAACCCCUUCCCUCUGGGCAUUAACCAAUUGAUCGUCGUUCGGGCCUCAGACCAUUUUUAGGUCAGUACAUCCUGGCUUUAGAUAAUCUUUUACAACUUGAUAGCCGGUCGAGCUUCAGAUCAAUCCUUAGCUUCUUAUGACGUUGAUAGCCGAUCGGGCUUCAGGUUAAUUUUUAGGACUUAGCAGUUUUCUUGGUUUUCUUUGCACCUAGGCUUCUUCAUAAGUUGGUAGCCGUUCGGGCUUCAGUUCAAUUUUUAGGACAGCCGUUUGAUUUCAUAUAACCUUUUACAACAUUGAUAGCCGGCCGGGCUUCAGGUUAAUAUUUAGGACUUAGCAUUUUUUAUAAACAGCAAGUCCCUGUGAUCUUUGUUAAUCCUCUGUAAGCCCGUCCGGGGUACGUGCACAAAAAAAAUGAAUCAUCAAUGCCCCAGAUUAAUCGUAACCACCCAAUGCCACGUGUUGCUCGUGGAUUAGGGAUUUGUGCGGCACUUUCCUUAUUUAUAGAGAGGUGCUUCCCCUAAUUUCUCCUGCUGUUUUCUCAUUUUUCUUUCGAGCUUUCUCUCUCUAAAAUUCCCAGAAUUCCCUUGCAUACUCUCAAGCCUUCUCUCUCUAGAAUUCCCAGAGUUCCUCCAGCAUUUUUAUGUACUACUCCUCUAGCUCAGAAUCUGAAGAGAUGCCUUUGAUUCGCAAAAGCAAAACAUCCGCUGGUAACCAGGCCGAAGGCUCUUCGUCCCAAACACCUAAAAACGCCAAUCCUCAGGCCAGCAAACAUAUCGAACAGCCACAGAAGGACGGAUGUCUGUCCGGAAAUGACCUCCAAGUUUAUAACAAGGGGAUGCCCGAGCGGCCACCCCGCAUUGCCCUACACUUCAAUCGCAUACGCAAACACAAACAACGUCUCCCAGAAGAUGUCGAACGGCAACUUAGCCAGUUAUUGCCCCCACCAAGGGAAUACUACGCCGGAUUCAUUCGGCACCCUAUGAGGCACCGACCGGGGCACGUGCUAGUGCACCUUGACGCUCUGACUGCUGGACUUCGGUUCCCUCUCCAUUCAUUUAUAGUGGAGUUCUUACGCCGGGUUGCUGUACUGCCCGCUCAGUUCGUGCCCAACACCUACCGCAUUCUGACAGGCUUCAUUAUUCGGUGCCACGAGUUGAGGAUCACCCCCAGCGUCGAUCUGUUCCUUUAUCAUUACUGCUAUCAGCCCUACUGGACGACCGGGUACCUGAAACUGGUAGCUCGUUCUGAUCGUCAGCUGUUCACAGAGAACGUUACCCCGCAGGCUGACUGGGAGGAGCAGUUUUUGUUCGUUCGGGUAAAUGAUUCUCUGCCAUUCCCGGAUAGGUGGAACGCAUACCCCGUUCGGGAUUCUCUGCCUAGGGUGGACGCCGUUCUACGCUCCCAAGCUGAGUCUUUGCGGAUGGGAGGGACCAGAAGUCUUCGCAGCUUUGUCACUACCUCGAGCAUGUUAUCUGCUGGAAUCGGUAAGCAUAGUAGGGUUUUAACCCGAUCAUCCUUCGCUCUCACAAUUCAACUUCUUAUCUUUUAUUUCUCUUUCUUGUAGGUGUGAUAUCUCCCAUACCCGUCCGGCGCUCUAUCUCUUCUGCUAAAGGAAAGGAAAAGAUGAUAGCCGAUCGUGACUCGGUGGAGCAAACCCGCAAAAAGCGCAAAGGAAAUGAUGGCGAUCACCUGAUCCCGAUCGAUCAUGUGGUUGAUUUGACCGGUCCGGAUGUUGAACCCAAAAGAUCGGUGCCUGCUAAAACCUCCACCUCGGUUCUUACUAACACACCGAUCGAUGAUCGGAUGUUUGUUGAGUUUUCAAAUAUGGGGCCCAGAUCAGAGGGGAGGUAUCUGUUCGGGCUGAUGCCAUCUUCUAUGUGGUGUCAUACUGCGAUCAAAGUUCCCCCGAGCUUCACCAACUUGACUCACUGGUCGGACCUUUUCGAAGCAGGUCACCAGGAAGCACUCAAGGUACAUUUCAUUCCGACCCAUGCCUUCCUACUAUUCAUGUUUUACCUUAUCUGACUUUCAUUGUAAUCUUGUUUUCAGGCCGGCGUGUAUUAUCACAAGGCCUUUCUUGCCGUUGAGAAGGAGAUGAAAGCCCUGGCCAGCGAUCGGGAUGAUGGCCAGGUCCUCCUUUCUGCCGCUCGGAAGUUAGCGGCCGAUCUCCAAGAGCAGGCCAAAGAGGGUGAGAAGGAAAAAGUUGCUAUGGCCGAGAUGCAGGAGAUGUCCCGUCGUCGCGAUCGGGAGCUUAAAGAACUCUAGGCCAAGGUGAGGGCUGCUGAGUCUGCUGGUAUCAAAUUUGACAAAGCUGUUGGCGACCAUCUGCCCGAACCCUACACGGUCAAUACUUCCCAGAUUGCUCAACAAUCGAUAGUGGAUUUUCAACGGGGAAAGGGCCAGAACGUCGCUCUGGAGAACACGGCCCGGCAAUUCCUGGGUCCUCACCUUGGCCAAUUCUUGCGUGAGAGCGAAGAUCCCAUCAAAGCAGGGAUCGACCUCCUGGACAGCACGCAGGAAGGGAAAUCUUUUUUGGAUGUCCUGACCGAGAAAACUGUGGAGCAAAGUCAGGACCUGCUUCUGGACAGGAACCUUGAAUUGAUCCUAGAGCAUUUUCCCAAGCCGUUCGAUCCCGACGAAUUAGGCUUUGACGAUCUGUUCGGGAAUACAUAUGAUCGCAUUAUGGAGAAAAGGUCCAAGGCAGCGCCUGAUGAUGCAGUGCAGGGAGCUCUCAGCCUACAUCUUCCCCGAACGGCAAUCCUCCAGUAGUGUAGCCUUCAACUGUAACUUUUUGCUUCUUUAUUCUUCUUGUAUAUUCCGGCUAGUAAUGCCGAAGAAUAAACUGGACUUCUUUCCUUAUCUGUUGUCUCUUUUCUAUUCUUCCUUUGAUUUUUUGUUCACAAUCGUUUCUACGUGGCCGAACAUCACUCGGCUCAUGUAUCUUUAUGUCUGACACCUUUCCCGAACCCGUUUUGAUCCCUUUUCCUGUUCGUGACACACAGGUUCAAAACUCUUAGCUGAGGUGAAUUCUUCCAAGCCGUUUUGAUCGUGACCACAGGGUCAAACUCUCAGCUGGGAUAAGGGCUCCCUUCAAACUGUUAACCCGUUCGACAUUCGGUCAUCCGAAAUGAUUUCACAUGUUAACAAGCUGAGAUGAGACUCUCUUCACAAUUGCUCUGACACCUUUCCCGAACCCGUUUUGAUCCUUUUUCCUGUUCGUGACGCACGGGUUCAAAACUAUUAGCUGAGGUGAAUUCCUCCAAGCCGUUUUGAUCGUGACCACAGGGUCAAACUCUCGGCUGGGAUAGGGGCUCCCUCCAAACUGCUAACCCGUUCGUCAUUCGGUCAUCCAGAAUGAUUUCAUGCGUUAACAAACUGAGGUGAGGCUAUCUCCCUUCCAAACCCAUAAUUCCGAUGCAUUCCGAACUGUUCUCUCUGGCUCGUAUCAUCCAUAUUAGGGGUCUGAGGUAACCCUUUUCGAACUGUAAGCAAGAUCACCGAAUUUGGGUCAUUCCUUACUUAUAGCUAAAAGGGCGACUCGCUUCCAAAUCAAGUUAAUGACUGAGGCGAGAUUUUUCAAAACCAUAGUUCCGAUUCCCCGGGCGACAAUCCGUAACUUAUCCGAACGUCGCUCGGUUAAUCCAUAUCUUACAGUCUUGACGACUCAGCUCCCUCCAAGCUGUUAACCCGUUCGUCAUUCGGUUAUCCAGAAUGAUUCUACGUGUUAACAAGCUGAGGUGAGAAUCACUGUCCUUCGAACUCCAGGCCAUUUUGAUCCCUUCAUCAAUGCGUAAUUACAGGGUCAAAACUCUUGCUGAAAU
This is a messenger RNA of Cuscuta europaea, 7325 nucleotides long. The record is from the annotation of a GenBank genome assembly. NCBI's taxonomy places the organism in Eukaryota, Viridiplantae, Streptophyta, Magnoliopsida, Solanales, Convolvulaceae.